CAACUUUUGUAAUGUUGGUCAGUCAUGUAUGCUGUAAUCAAUUGAAAAUGCAAAUAUUGAUAACAGUAGGUAAAUUUCAUAAAUCCCCCAAUAUUCGGUACCAACAGCUAUUAAAAAUUAGCCAUGAGGCAUUUCAACAGAAGUCGAGUGAGAGAAAAAAUGUACCAAGUUAAUCAGAAUUUAAAACACGCAGUUUGGUUCCUGUAUGUGCUUGAUCUAAACAAACAUCACAACUACCUUUUGAGAGUCACUGUUAGAUGUAAACAAAUGUCAUUAGAGCCGCGAUAUGAAGAUUUUGAUAGUAGUGACCGAAGUUUUCCAUUGUUUAUAAACUAACCGGAGAAGAGUUUUGUGAUUAUUGGCGAUUACCAUGUCUGCCAAGUGGGAUAUAAACGAAAGACUGUACUGUUGCGUCGAGAAACGCGACCUGACAAAUGUUCUGAAGCUGUUGGACGACGGUGCCAAUGCGACGAAAGUGACCUCACACGGGCGCUCCGCCGUAGGCCAGGCAACGUUCAAGGGAUUCCCCGAAAUUCUGAAUGCUCUGAUGAAGUCCUGUGAGGAAGAAUAUGACUCCUAUGGAGGUGGUACCCCGAAAAGAGCCCGCACCGAACAAUCUAUAGAACGAACUCCCGAUGGAAUGGAUGGCCUACAAUGGGACGAUGAAAUCCAAUUGAAUGGAAAUACACCAGACGAUGAAUGGUCACAACUGUACAGAUACUAUGCCCGGAUGUUCGAACAAACGGGAGAAAUUCUAGCCAACACCGUUCGACUUAAAGACCCUCACUGCCUGGAUGCAUAUCACAAAGCACCCAUACACUAUGCUGCCGCUCUUGGUCAUGUUGAAUGUUUAGAAAUUUUAUUGGAACAUGGCUCACCUAUCGACGUUCCCACACAAAAUGGGGUUACACCUUUGCAUUUAGCGGUGAAAAGUCCAGCGAUAGUCGAUAUCUUGCUGAAAAAGAAAGCCGAUCCCAAUCAAAAGGCUUACAAUACAGGAGAGACCGCACUACAUGUUGCUGCGAGAAUGGCAGAUGACGUUCGUGUGGCGGAGCUCCUUUUAGCAGCUGGCGCGGAACUCAACGCCACGAAUUUCGCAGAGAGGACUCCAUUAAUGAUUGCUGCUCAAAGUCAAAAUUGGGAUAUAGCGUAUUAUCUGAUUGCGAAAAAUGCCCGAUUGAAUCUGCAAGAUCAUAAAGGCUACACGGCCCUUUACUUUGCAGCCGUCACAAACAACCUCUCCUUGGUCUCUUAUUUGGUUCAGUGUGGAGCACGUCUCUUUGUAACACAUUACCUCCUGCACUUCUGCGUUCGUAACAAUCUUCAACAAAUGGCAAAGCUACUAAUCGAUGCCGGUGAAAAUAUGAAUGUUCGUGAUUCCGCGGGCUGUACGCCACUUUUCCAUGCGAUUAAACAGUGCAAUGAGGAUAUGGUGGAAUUUUUAUUGGAGAAUGGAGCUCAAAGGUUCGGUCGUGAUGAUAAUGUGGUUCAAGAACUUCACGUUGCAGUACAAAAUGCUGACAGCGUAGAACAAUUUGCAAAAGUUGCACGUGUGCUAAUUACUUAUGGUGUUUCGAUAAAUGAUUAUAAUUAUUGGUGCGAAACGCCAACGAUGCUAGCGAUUAUGUUGGAUAAAUAUAAGAUAGCGGAAUUUCUUAUCAAAGAAGGCGCAGAAGUGAAUAAAGGACGGAGCGAGAAUAUUGUUGAUAAUUUUCUGUUGGCACGGCGUACAACGAAUCUGAAUUUGCUGAUAUUGCUUGUGAACGCCGGUCUCAAAUUAAAUCCUGUGCCACGUAAUUUAAAGCCGCCGCCUUGGAAUAAUAUCGAUACAGAUCUGGAGGACUGGUUAGCGUUCACAUGUAGUAAUCCACUUUCGUUGCAACAGCUCUGUCGUAUUCAUAUUCGAAACGUUCUCAUUCAAAACAUUCAUUCACACCUUGCGAAUUCACCUAGUUACAAUGAAUCAAGACUAUCGAAUUUAAUUCGACAAACAGGAUUACCACCAGCUCUUCAAAGGUACCUGCGUGAUUUCAACGAUCUGCCAGUUAUUUGAUCCGAUCGGAACCCAAUGAUACGAAGAAGUCUAGCCAGGUAUGAUUUUUGAACUUGAAUGUAAGCGGUAUGUUAAAUUAGGGAUUAUUAUUAUAAUGUAUUAUAGCAAUUAGGUAACUUGAGAAUAUUUGAGAGUUUUUGUAAAUUUAGAAUAUAUAUACAUAUAUUAAAUAUAUGGAAAUAGGAUACAUUGGGCAUCGUAGACUAUAAAUGAUUAUCUUUUCGAUGCGAUGAAGAGUCAUUGGCGUUAGUUUUUGAAAUUCAAAAUAGAAGCAAAUAGACGACGAUGGAUCAUAUUUGGAGUUUUUUUUUUAGUAGAUUUCAACAUCCUUCAAAUAUGUCUUUCAUUUUACCUUUGCGUUAAAUCUUUGCUGCACAUAUCUUUUUGUCCUAUAUAGGAGAACUUAUGUUACUUAUCGCAUCACAGUCAUUUUUCAAAUAGGCGAGAGACUGGCAGUAGGGAUCGGUCUUUGGAUGUCCUCAUAAAUAAUUUACCGGCGAGAUUUCUUUAAUUGACAUUUGAUUUAGAAUUAUCGUCUCUUGUUGAAUAAAGUCUUUAACAAAACUGAUGCUGAUAUUAUGAGUGUUAUUUGAUGCUUUCAUGUGAUGUUUCCAUACCUUUUUUGUAAAGUAUUCAUUCAUUAAACUAGUCAUACAUCUCCAAUUUAUUUUCACUUUUGAUUUAAUCAGUUACAUUAAAUAAUAAUUACAGAUAUUGUAAAUUGUCUACAAAGCCUUCCACAAUUUCUUGUUGAUAUGUAUCAUAAUGUAUAUUUCUAUUUUUUUGCAAAAUAUUAUAUAUAAAUAUAUAUUCAAACAGUAUUACAAAAAAAUUAAAAAUUCAUUAAAUUCAAUUUUUCAUUGCGAUAAAAUUCAUUCUAACAUUUCAAAUAAGCUUUAAGAAAAUAAUGGAAAAUAUUUUAGUAGAUAUUCAUAUAUUUAAAGAUGACAGCUAUGUUCAUUAGCAAAUAUUUAAGUGAGAUUUAUCGUUGAAAAAAAAAUAUGAAGGAAAUAAAGGCAGGAAUGUUAAAA
Messenger RNA from Hermetia illucens (black soldier fly), 3084 nucleotides. RefSeq names its product ankyrin-3. Gene Ontology annotation, molecular function: protein binding. Gene Ontology annotation, biological process: intracellular signal transduction. Bases 371 to 2053 code for a protein of 560 amino acids. The record is from RefSeq and is a predicted model, not a curated record. Lineage: Eukaryota; Metazoa; Arthropoda; Insecta; Diptera; Stratiomyidae. The transcript has 5 exons.